CAACGGUGCAACGAAGAAGCACUUACCAAGUUCUUCCGCAUGCACGAGAUCCGCUUCGAAGACAUUCUGCCGCCGUCGCAAUGGGUCUCCAAGAAGGAGCGGUACCGCUGUGACGCGUGCUCGAAGAAGUUUCACAACCUCUUUCGCCGCCGCCACCACUGCCGUCUCUGCGGGCAGCUCUUUUGCAAAGAAUGCAUCUUGCACAAGCUCGUCCACUUGGCGCCCGAGCGUCACAUGCCCAUCAAGACGUGCGCCACAUGCGCGUUCGAAGGCCCACCCGAGCGCAAAGCCGCCGUCUCCUCGCAUCUCUCGUACACGAUCGACUCGGACCGCUUCACGACCGACCCGGUGGCCGACGACCUCUUACUAUUUUCGCCCCUCGUCGAGGAUGGCGUGCCCAGCAUCGAGUACUCGCUGCAUCGCGACCGAGGCGCUUCGCUCGACGAGGUGGACUUGGACGCCGCAGCUGAGAAAGCCAACGAAGCCGAUAGACUCGAAGCGCUCCAGGCGUAUAACGUGCUCUACUCGCCGCCGGACGAGACGUUCAACAUCUGGUGCGACCUUGCGGCAAACACGAUGGAGUGUCCGAUCGCGGUCGUGAGCUUUAUGGACAAGGACCGGCAGUGGUUCAAGGCCAAGCUCGGGCUCGCCAAGACGUCGGUGCCACGAAAACUCGCGUUCUGCGAGGCGGUGGUCGCCUCGGGGCGGCCACAAGCCGUGCUCAACGCCACGCUGGACUCGCGUUUUGAGCGCAGCCCGCUCGUCGAGAGCGGCGUUCGCUUCUACGCCGGCGCGCCAUUGACGACACCGGGCGGCCACGUAAUCGGGACGCUCGCCGUGUUUGAUACAGCGCCGCGCACUGACUGCGAAAAGCUCGGGACGCUCGAGAGCCUCGCACAAAGCAUCAUGAAGGACAUGGAGGAGCGCCGGGUCUUCGAGUUGCGCUACCGGCAUCGGCGGCGACGCCAAGCCGCGUCGUUUGACGACCGGUCGCUGAUCAAGUCGAUUGAGCCAGCGCCGACGGUGCGGCUCACGCCCGACUUUGGCCCGGCGCCAUCGCUCGGCCCGAUGCCGCCGAUGCUCGACCUGCUGCCGCCCGUGACGUCCUCGCCCAUCGAACCGACAAGCAAAGGGGUCGAGGGCGACGGAAAGAUGCAAGACAUGCUGCUCGAUCUACUUUGCAAGACGACCGAGACGCAGCAACAUUUGGCGUCGCAACAAGGCUCGAUGUUUGCGACGCUUGGUCAACACACGGAGCAGAUUGACCGGCUCGCACAGGCCGUGAAGCGCAUGGAGUCGAAGCUCUGCCCGCUCUAAGCGCCUCCAAAUGACGUCGCUCGUCUGUCGAGCGCGUCAGUAUGUUAAUAUAAUAGUUGAUGUGUCGUAAGCAACGCCAUGGAGAUCG
This is a messenger RNA of Saprolegnia diclina VS20, 1405 nucleotides long. RefSeq lists its product as hypothetical. Bases 40 to 1317 code for a protein of 425 amino acids. The transcript is spliced from 2 exons. Lineage: Eukaryota; Oomycota; Saprolegniomycetes; Saprolegniales; Saprolegniaceae. The record is from RefSeq and is a predicted model, not a curated record. Gene Ontology annotation, molecular function: metal ion binding; protein binding.